This is a messenger RNA of Sabethes cyaneus, 4566 nucleotides long. Its product is annotated as neural-cadherin-like. The record is from RefSeq and is a predicted model, not a curated record. Lineage: Eukaryota; Metazoa; Arthropoda; Insecta; Diptera; Culicidae. Gene Ontology annotation, cellular component: cell-cell junction; plasma membrane. Gene Ontology annotation, biological process: homophilic cell-cell adhesion. Gene Ontology annotation, molecular function: calcium ion binding.
AUGUGGAACCUCGGAGCUACCGCCGACGUUGCCGUGCGGGGCCCGAGUAGUUGUCUGAACAGGGGCAGUAAUCACCGGUCCCCGGGAUGCCGUCCCGCACCAGCAGCAGUGAAACGUAGUCAUCGAUCUAAAUUACUCAGUGUUUCAAUGUUAGCCAUCGUAGUAGUGUUAGUGUUAAAUCUCAAUGUUGUCAUAGUAUCGUGUAAGCACCAUCGCCAUCACAGCGCCAACAGCGAAGAGUUCAAGUUCGAUUCAACGAACAGCUUUAUUAGCUUAGUCCUGCCUCACGACACAUAUCCGGGCUACAGCAUUCAGAAGUUUACCGCCAACUUCACCAGUCCAAAUUCGCCGUUUUCAUCGAUUUCGUCCUAUUCGUCGAAGCCGCUCAACUACCGGCUGCUCGAGACGGACUACUCCAAGUACUUCACCGUACUUGACGAUGGUAUGGUGAUGACCACCUCCGAUCUCUCCCCGCUAGUCAAUCGACCGGUCAAACUGGUCGUCCUGGAGGAGACCCCCAAUUCCACUGCCACACACCAGCUUCAGCUGUACAUUAUGAACCGCAAGGAUAUGCUGCAUUUUCCCAGUGCACUCGGUGAAACCGUCGGUGAAGUGAGUGAAAACAAAAACCCCGGAACGCGAGUUCGUGAACUUCCGCUUCUGCAGGCAAACUCCGCGCGCGGUGCCAAAUCGGUUAUUUAUUCGAUCGUGAACGGUAACAACGGGCAUGAGUUUGCACUGGAAGACAGCAGCAAUGGGGAGAUCAAGAACACGGUCCGCAUUGACGAUACGAGAAAGCACGGUGUUUGGCUGGUGACGAACAAACCACUGGAUCGCGAAACCAAAGACGAAUACACAAUCGUGAUAGAAGCCACCGACCUGAAGAGAAUCAACAGAGCUGAAGUGAAACUAAAGGUCAAGGUCUUGGACGUUAAUGAUAAUUCUCCGGUGUUUACAAAACCGGACUAUCGUUUCAUGGUAACUGGGGUCAAAACAACAAACGCCUAUGGCAAUGAAACUAUCACCUGGGAGCGAUUCACCAGUGUCGGUAAGGUCGAAGCUAAGGACGCUGAUGGCGAUAAAGUGGCCUAUCGUCUGUUGAAUCCCAGCAAUACGGUGGUCAUUGUGCCCCAAACCGGUGAACUGCUGUUAGCCGGUGAACCGGAUUUUUCUGAGCUGUUCAUAGAUGUGGAAGCCCACGAUAUCCGUACACCCAGUGUUAAAAGUGAAAAACCUGCUCGCGUUCUGAUAGAAUUCGUAGCUCCAGACCCAAUCCCAGUGGUCGUCCAGCACCUGAAUCACGAAUAUCAGCACUCGCAUCGGCGUGACAAGCGUCGAGUAACACGGGCCGUUCGGCCAACCAAACGUAUCGAGUUUACCGAAGCCGAUGGCGAUACGGAAGGCCGUAACGUGUUCCAGCUGGAGAAGGAAACCGACCGGGAAACGUUCAAGAUACGGGACGAAAACCCGUGGGUGACGGUUGAAACCAACGGAGCCGUGCGUGUCAAAAAGAAGUGGGACUACGAGGAACUAGGACCGGAGAAAACGAUCGACUUCUGGGUUAUCAUCACCAACCAGGGACAUAACGCUGGUUUGAAAUAUACCGACAAUCAGCGGGUGAUCAUUCACGUCAAGGACGUCAACGAUGAGCCCCCGUACUUCAUCAAUCGCCCCCUGCCGAUGCAAGCGGUAGUGCAGCUGAAUGCUCCCCCAAAUACGCCGGUGUUCACCCUGCAGGCAAGGGAUCCCGACACGGAUCAUAACAUUCACUAUUUCAUCGUUCGAGAUCGAACCGGUGGCCGGUUCGAAGUUGAUGAACGGUCCGGUGUGGUGCGUACGCGUGGCACCGAUCUGUUUCAACUGGACAUGGAAUACGUGCUGUACGUGAAAGCCGAAGAUCAGAACGGCAAAGUGGACGACCGGCGCUUCCAAAGUACCCCGGAGGAACGGCUUUCGAUCGUAGGUGGCAAACGAGCACCGCAGUUUUACAUGCCGAGCUACGAGGCUGAGAUCCCGGAGAAUCAGAAGAAGGACUCGGACAUCAUCUCGGUAAAAGCGAAAUCGUUUGCCGACCGGGAGAUUCGUUAUACGUUGAAAGCUCAAGGUCAGGGCGCUGGAACGUUCAAUAUCGGGCCUACAUCCGGUAUUGUAAAGCUGGCGAAGGAAUUAGAUUUUGAAGACUUGAGGCAGCCGCACGUUUAUUCGCUGGUGGUAACGGCAACAGAAGAUUCCGGAGGGUUUUCAACAUCGGUGGAGCUCACAAUCCGCGUAACCGAUGUGAACGAUAACGCUCCGAAGUUCGAACUGCCCGACUAUCAGGCGCAUAACGUGGACGAGGAUAUUCCUCUCGGAACCAGCAUCCUCAAGGUGAAGGCAAUGGAUGCAGAUUCGGGAGCGAAUGCGGAAAUCGAGUAUCUCGUAUCCGACGACCACUUUGCCGUUGACUCCAACGGUAUUAUCGUGAACAACAAACAGCUGGAUGCGGAUAACAACAAUGCCUACUACGAGUUUGUAGUGACCGCAAAGGAUAAGGGUGAACCGGCCAAAACCGGAACGGCUACCGUGCGUGUGUACACCAAGAACAAGAACGACGAGGAGCCUAAAUUUUCGCAACAAGUGUACACUCCUAACGUGGACGAGAAUGCAGGACCGAAUACUCUCGUAACCACCGUCGUGGCGUCCGACAAGGACGGAGAUAAUGUGCGAUUUGGUUUCGUUGGCGGUGGAACCAGUAGUGGUCAGUUUGUGAUCGAAGAGAUUACCGGCGUUAUUCGGUUGCACAGCAAAGGGAUUUCGCUCGAUCGCGACAAGUAUGAGCUGAAUGUAACAGCUAUGGAUGAUGGAUCGUGCUGCAUUAAUGGCGAUGCAACGAUCCACACAUCUACAGCUGUUGUCGUGGUGUUCAUAACGGACGUGAACGAUAACAAGCCGGUAUUCAAGGACUGCGGCACGUACUAUCCGAAGGUGGAGGAAGGCGCCCCGAACGGUAGUCCGGUGAUUAAGGUUCAGGCGACCGAUGAGGAUAAGGGUGUCAAUGGGCAGGUGAAAUACUCAAUUGUUCAGCAACCGAAUCAAAAAGGCACCAAAUUUACGGUCGACGAAGAAACGGGAGAGGUUUCCACCAAUAAAGUAUUCGAUCGUGAGGGUGACGAUGGAAAGUUUGUUUCCGUUACGGUGAAGGCUACCGAUCAAGGUGAACCUAGUCUGGAAGGUGUCUGCUCCUUUACGGUUGAAAUUACCGAUGUAAACGAUAAUCCUCCACUGUUUGAUCGACAGAAAUACGUGGAAAAUGUCAAACAAGACGCCAGCAUCGGUACAAAUAUUUUGCGUGUGUCGGCCUCCGAUGAGGACGCUGACAACAAUGGAGCCAUCGUGUACACACUGAGUGCACCGCACAGUCCGAAUGACCUGGAGUACUUUGAAAUUCAGCCCGAGUCCGGCUGGAUCGUACUGAAGAAGCCGCUAGACCGCGAAACAUACAAACUGGAAGCAAUGGCCCAGGACAAAGGAUACCCGCCACUGUCACGUACGGUCGAGGUGCAGAUUGACGUCGUCGAUCGGGCAAACAACCCACCGGUGUGGGACAACACAGUUUAUGGUCCGAUUUACGUGAAGGAAAAUAUGCCGGUCGGCGGAAAAGUCGUUUCCAUUAAAGCCAGCUCCGGCAUCGAAGGAAACCCGACCGUGUUACCGGUUGAUGCCGGGGUCGACGGCGCAAACCAACAAGCUACAUACGUUCUACCUGCAGCAGCGUCCUGACAAUGGCGAUACGUGGGCGGACAUAAAAGUCAACCAUCCGCUCGAUUUCGAAACGAUAAAGGAGUACAACCUGACCGUGCGAGUCGAGCCAGCGUCUCUAAAGUGGUACUGUUCAAAUGUAGGACACAAUCCAUGGUCGGCCUGAAAGAGAGCGUAAGAAACGGGGAAAACCAGCGCCCUCAUUUUUCCGCUGUUCCAACCAACCAGCCAGCGCUAGCGGCCUGCCCGCAGGACCAGAAAAGUAAAGAUAAAUCGAACAACGGCGCCCAGCAGCUGGCAUCGGAAGCGACUGUUUACAUACAAUUAGAGGAUGUAAACGACGAAAUUCCUCUGUUUACCGAACGUGAACAGGAAACGGUCCUGGAAGGGGAACCGAUCGGCACUAAGGUUACGCAGGUGAACGCCAUCGACAAGGACGGAACAUUCCCCAACAACCAGGUCUAUUACUACAUCGUGGAUUCACCGCGCAACGAAGGGAAGGAUUUCUUCGAAAUUAAUCUUCAGAGCGGUGAGAUUUUCACCAAGGUUGUGUUCGAUCGAGAAAAGCAAGGAGCCUACGCGCUGGAGGUGGAAGCCCGUGAUGGAGCCCCGUCGGCGCGACCCAAUAGCAACCAGCAGCCCAAUUCAGCAUCGCAACCGAAAAUGUUACUGGUUGCUGGAUGCUCCGUCGAUGCGAUGGCCAGGAGGUUCCGGAAAAGGUGCUCGGUUACGAACGGAAGGACCAGUAAGGCGACGCGAGCGCGUGCGGUCAAUUUUUCCCCGAUGGGUCGUUUUGCUUUCGGUUCCAAGCUGACGUUGUGGAUGUAA